This is a messenger RNA of Ochlerotatus camptorhynchus, 8085 nucleotides long. It is a transcript of the gene alpha-Spec, whose product is annotated as alpha spectrin. Gene Ontology annotation, biological process: actin cytoskeleton organization. Bases 123 to 7439 code for a protein of 2438 amino acids. The record is from RefSeq and is a predicted model, not a curated record. NCBI's taxonomy places the organism in Eukaryota, Metazoa, Arthropoda, Insecta, Diptera, Culicidae. The transcript is spliced from 8 exons. Gene Ontology annotation, cellular component: plasma membrane; cell junction; cell projection. Gene Ontology annotation, molecular function: actin filament binding; calcium ion binding.
GAAGCAUACAAACGCGCACGGAAAGUGGACGAGGCAACUCGCUGAUAAUUCAACACAUUUAAACGAAAAUAAAAAGAGGCUAACUGUUAGAGCAAACGCAAGUCGACUGUCGAAAACAAAUCAUGGAGCAAUUUACCCCCAAGGAGGUAAAAAUCCUCGAGAGUGCCGAGGACAUCCAGGAGCGCCGUGAGCAGGUGCUCAACCGGUACAAUGAGUUCAAGGUGGAAACGCGCCACAAGCGCGAGAAGCUGGAGGACUCCCGUCGCUUCCAGUACUUCAAGCGCGAUUCGGACGAGCUGGAGAGCUGGAUCCACGAGAAGCUGCAGGCCGCCUCGGAGGAGAGCUAUCGCGAUCCGACCAAUCUGCAGGCCAAAAUCCAGAAACAUCAGGCUUUCGAGGCUGAAGUUUCGGCCCACAGCAAUGCCAUCGUGGUGCUGGACAACACCGGUCAGGAGAUGAUCAACCAGCAGCACUUUGCAUCCGACACCAUUCAGCGUCGGUUGGAUGAACUGCACCGUCUGUGGGAGCUGUUGCUGUCCCGUCUGGCCGAGAAGGGAAUGAAGCUGCAGCAGGCUUUGGUGUUGGUGCAAUUCUUGCGCCACUGUGAGGAGGUCAUGUUCUGGAUCAAGGACAAGGAAGCCUUCGUAACGGCCGACGAGUUCGGCCAGGAUCUGGAGCAUGUCGAAGUGCUGCAGCGUAAGUUUGACGAGUUCCAGAAGGAUAUGGCUUCGCAGGAAUAUCGUGUCACCGAAGUCAACGAGCUGGCUGAUAAGCUGCUCUCCAAUGGACAUCCGGAACGGGACACAAUCACCCGUAGGAAGGAAGAACUGAACGAAGCAUGGCAGCGCCUGAAGCAGUUGGCUAUUUUGCGCCAGGAGAAACUCUUCGGUGCUCACGAAAUCCAACGCUUCAACCGCGAUGCUGAUGAAACUGUUGCUUGGAUUGCCGAGAAGGAUGUUGUUCUGUCCUCGGAUGAUUACGGACGUGAUUUGGCCAGCGUUCAGGCACUGCAACGCAAGCACGAAGGCGUCGAACGUGACCUGGCUGCCUUGGAAGACAAGGUGGCUACGCUGGGAGCCGAGGCUGGUCGUUUGUGCAGCAUCCAUGCGGAUCAUAGCGAUCAGAUCCGUGAGAAACAAGCGGAAAUCGCUGCCUACUGGCAAUCGCUGACUGCCAAGGCUAAGGAACGCAAGCAGAAGCUGGAUGAAUCUUACUUCUUGCAUCGCUUCCUUGCUGACUUCCGUGAUUUGGUGUCGUGGAUCAACGGCAUGAAGGCCAUCAUCUCGGCCGAUGAGCUGGCCAAGGACGUCGCCGGAGCUGAAGCUCUGCUCGAGCGUCAUCAGGAACAUAAGGGAGAGAUUGAUGCUCGUGGUGAUAGCUUCAAGGUAACCACCGAGGCCGGACGCUUGCUGUUGGAACGCGAACACUACGCCGCAGCGGAAGUGCAGGAAAAGCUGGCCGCUUUGGAGAGUGACAAGAGCUCUCUGCUUGCUCUUUGGGAAGAUCGUCGUAUUCUGUACGAGCAGUGCAUGGAUCUGCAGUUGUUCUAUCGCGACACCGAGCAGGCCGAUACCUGGAUGGCCAAGCAGGAGGCUUUCCUGGCCAACGAAGAUCUGGGAGACUCUUUGGACUCGGUUGAAGCUCUGAUCAAGAAGCACGAAGACUUCGAAAAGAGUCUGGCUGCUCAGGAGGAGAAAAUCAAGGCCUUGGAUGUCUUCGCUACUAAGCUGAUCGAUGGCCAGCAUUACGCAGCUGAUGACGUCGCUCAACGUCGCUCGAUGUUAUUGGCACGCCGUUCGGCUCUGCUGGAGAAGUCGUCCGUUCGCCGUCAAUUGCUGGAGGAUUCUAGCGCCCUGCAGCAGUUUGAACGUGACUGCGAUGAAACCAAGGGAUGGAUCAGUGAAAAACUCAAGUUUGCCACCGACGAUAGCUACCUGGAUCCAACCAAUCUGAACGGCAAAGUUCAGAAGCAUACCAACUUUGAGCAUGAACUGACCGCUAACAAGAGUCGCAUCGAAGACAUUACCACCAAUGGGCAGAACCUGAUCGAAAAGGGCCACUACGCUGCUGAUCAGAUUAACUCCCGCAUGCAGGAGAUUGUCACUCUGUGGGAAUCGCUGGUUCAAGCAUCAGACAAGAAGGGCUGCAAGCUGCAGGAAGCAUCCCAGCAACAGCAGUUCAAUCGUACCGUUGAAGAUAUCGAGCUGUGGCUAAGCGAAGUCGAAGGCCAACUGAUGUCCGAGGAUUACGGCAAGGAUCUGACUAGCGUACAGAAUCUGCAAAAGAAGCACGCCCUGCUGGAAGCUGACGUUAUGGCCCAUCAGGAUCGUAUCGAAGGCAUCAAGGUCGCGGCGAACAAGUUCGUCGAGGGUGGUCAUUUCGAUGCGGAUAACAUCCGGAACAAGGAAUCUUGCCUGUCCAAGCGAUAUGGAGCCUUGGCUAGUCCAAUGACCGAUCGUAAGCAGCGUUUGUUGGACUCGCUACAGGUGCAGCAGUUGUUCCGUGAUCUGGAAGAUGAAGCUGCCUGGAUCCGCGAAAAGGAACCGGUCGCCGCCUCCACCAAUCGUGGCCGUGAUCUGAUCGGUGUCCAGAAUUUGAUCAAAAAGCACCAAGCUGUGCUGGCUGAGAUUAACAACCAUGAGAAUCGCGUCGCUGGUGUCAUUGCCAAUGGUGAACAGAUGUUGACCGAACAGUCAUUCGCUACCGAGGAUAUCAAGUUGCGCUUGGAUGCCGUGAAGGACCAGUGGAACUCGCUGAAGGAAAAGGCCAACCAGCGAAAGCAGGAUUUGGAGGAUUCGUUGCAGGCUCAUCAAUAUUUUGCCGAUGCGAACGAAGCUGAGUCGUGGAUGCGCGAGAAGGAACCGAUCGUGUCGAACCCGGACUACGGAAAGGACGAGGAUUCGUCCGAAGCUUUGUUGAAGAAGCAUGAGGCGUUGGUUUCCGAUUUGGAAGCCUUCGGAAACACUAUUCAAGCUUUGCAAGAACAGGCCAAAAACUGCCGCCAGCAGGAGACUCCUGUGGUUGACAUCACUGGCAAGGAAUGUGUCAUGGCGUUGUAUGACUACACCGAGAAAUCUCCUCGCGAGGUUUCUAUGAAGAAAGGGGACGUUCUGACUCUGUUGAACUCCAACAACAAGGACUGGUGGAAGGUUGAGGUCAACGAUCGUCAGGGAUUCGUGCCAGCUGCAUACAUCAAGAAGAUUGAUCCUGGUCUAAGCGCCAGUCAGCAGAAUCUGGUCGAUGGCCAUUCGAUUGGUAAGCGCCAGUCUCAAAUCAACAGCCAAUACGAUAACCUAUUGGCUAUGGCCCAUGAGCGUCAGAAUAAGUUGAACGAAACCGUUAAGGCAUACGUGUUAGUGCGUGAAGCUGCUGAUUUGUCCGCUUGGAUCAGGGACAAGGAAAGCCAUGCUCAGGUUAAGGAUGUUGGUGAAGAUCUGGAAGAAGUUGAAGUUAUGCAGAAGAAGUUUGAUGACUUCAAUGAUGAUCUAAAGGCUAACGAGGUCCGUCUGGCCAAGUUGAAUGAGAUUGCCGUUCAGCUGACUUCGCUCGGACAAACCGAGGCUGCUCUGAAGAUCAAGACCCAAAUCCAGACCUUGAACGAAGAAUGGGCAACGCUGCAGACUAUCACUCAGGAGCGUGCCAGCCAGCUCGGAUCGGCUCAUGAAGUUCAGCGUUUCCAUCGCGACGUCGAUGAAACCAAGGACUGGAUCGGUGAGAAGGAUACUGCGUUGACCAACGACGAUUUUGGCAAGGAUCUGCGUGGUGUUCAGACGCUGCAACGCAAGCAUGAAGGUUUGGAGCGUGAUCUGGCAGCUCUGCGCGAUAAGAUUCGUCAGCUGGAUGAAACUGCAAACCGGUUAAUGCAAUCGCAUCCGGAUACGGCCGAACAGACCUACGCCAAGCAGAAGGAGAUCAACGAAGAGUGGCAACAGGUCGUCGCCAAGACUCAGCAACGCAAGGAGAAACUGCUAGAUUCGUACGAUCUGCAACGUUUCUUGAGCGACUACCGCGAUUUGAUGGCUUGGAUCAGCUCGAUGAUGGGUUUGGUCUCCUCGGAGGAGUUGGCUAAUGAUGUCACCGGAGCGGAGGCGUUGAUCGAGAGACAUCAGAACCAUCGUGCUGAAAUUGAUUUUCGUUACGGUAUCCCGCAGGAACACCGUACCGAAGUGGAUGCCCGUGCCGGAACGUUCGCUGCGUUCGGUCAGUUUGGAGAAGAACUGCUGCAGGCUAAUCAUUAUGCCUCACCGGAAAUUCAGGAAAAGAUCGAAAACUUGGGCAACGCGCGCGAGGAGCUGGAACGUGCCUGGACUGCUCGCCGGCUGCAGCUGGACCAGAAUCUUGACUUACAGCUGUACCUGCGUGAUUGUGAGCAGGCUGAGAAUUGGAUGAGCGCUCGGGAAGCGUUCCUGAAUGCCGAAGAGGUCGACUCCAAGGGUGACAAUGUGGAGGCCUUGAUCAAGAAACACGAGGACUUUGAUAAGGCCAUCAAUGGCCACGAGGAGAAGAUUGCUGCUCUGCAAGUGUUGGCUGACCAGUUGAUUGCUCAGGAGCACUAUGCUGGAAGGUUGAUCGAUGACAAGCGAUCGGAAGUGUUGGACCGCUGGCGUCACCUGAAGGAUCAUUUGAUCGAGAAGCGCUCUCGUUUGGGUGAUGAGCAGACGCUGCAGCAGUUCUCGCGUGAUGCCGAUGAAAUUGAGAACUGGAUUGCCGAAAAACUGCAACUUGCCACUGAGGAAAGCUACAAGGAUCCGGCCAACAUCCAAUCUAAGCACCAGAAACAUCAAGCCUUCGAAGCUGAGCUGGCAGCCAAUGCCGAUCGUAUCCAGAGUGUGUUGGCAAUGGGAAGCAAUUUGAUCGAUAAGAAUCAGUGCAGCGGAUCGGAGGAUGCCGUCCAGAAGCGCUUGACUCAGAUCGCCGAUCAAUGGGAAUACCUGACCCAGAAGACUACGGAGAAGUCUUUGAAGUUGAAGGAAGCCAAUAAGCAGCGUACGUACAUUGCUGCGGUGAAGGAUUUGGACUUCUGGUUGGGUGAAGUGGAGAGUCUGUUGACAUCGGAAGACGCAGGAAAGGAUUUGGCCUCGGUGCAGAACUUGAUGAAGAAGCACCAGCUUGUGGAAGCUGACAUCCAUGCCCACGAAGAUCGUAUCAGGGACAUGAAUGCUCAGGCCGAUUCAUUGGUUGAGAGCGGCCAGUUCGAUAGCGCCGGAAUUCAAGAAAAGCGCCAAUCGAUCAACGAGCGUUAUGAACGUAUCUGUAACUUGGCUGCCCAUCGCCAGGCUCGCUUGAACGAAGCUAACACGUUGCAUCAAUUUUUCCGCGACAUUGCCGAUGAGGAAUCCUGGAUUAAGGAGAAAAAACUACUGGUCGGUUCCGAUGACUAUGGUCGCGAUUUGACCGGAGUGCAGAACUUGAAGAAGAAGCACAAGCGUCUGGAAGCUGAGUUGGGUUCGCAUGAGCCAGCAAUCCAGGCCGUCCAAGAAGCUGGCGAGAAGCUGAUGGAUGUUUCGAAUCUGGGUGUACCGGAGAUUGAGCAACGUCUGAAGGCGCUGAACCAGGCAUGGUCUGAAUUGAAGAGCUUGGCUGCUACCCGUGGUCAAAAGUUGGACGAAUCGCUCAUCUAUCAACAAUUCUUGGCAAAGGUUGAAGAAGAAGAAGCUUGGAUCACCGAAAAGCAGCAGCUGCUGUCGGUUGAGGACUAUGGAGAUUCAAUGGCCGCUGUUCAGGGUCUGUUGAAGAAGCACGAUGCUUUCGAGACUGACUUUGCCGCACACCGUGAUCGUUGCUCGGACAUUCAUGACAAUGGUCAGACUUUGGUGACCAAUAACAAUCACCAUGCCGAGAGUAUUUCCCAGCGCUGCACUCAACUGGACAAGAAGUUGGAGAACUUGCAAGCGCUGGCCACCCGUCGCAAGAACGCCCUGUUGGACAACUUUGCCUAUCUGCAGUUUAUGUGGAAGGCCGAUGUGGUUGAGAGCUGGAUUGCCGAUAAGGAGAAUCACGUCAAGUCGGAGGAGUUUGGACGUGAUUUAUCCACUGUUCAGACACUGCUGACCAAGCAGGAGACAUUCGAUGCUGGUCUCUCCGCAUUCGAACAGGAAGGAAUCCACAACAUCACUGCCCUCAAGGAUCAACUGAUCAACGCAAACCACGCUCAAUCGGCUGCCAUUCUCAAGCGCCACGAGGAUGUGUUGACCCGCUGGCAGAAGCUGCGUGCCGAUUCGGAAGCUCGCAAGCAGCGCCUGCUGGAAAUGCAGGAGCAAUUCCGUCAGAUCGAAGACCUCUAUCUGACCUUUGCCAAGAAAGCUUCCGCUUUCAACUCGUGGUUCGAAAACGCCGAAGAGGAUCUCACCGAUCCGGUGCGGUGCAAUUCGAUCGAGGAAAUUACGGCUCUACGAGCGGCCCAUGCCCAGUUCCAGGCAUCGCUGUCGUCGGCUCAGUAUGACUUCCAAGCGUUGGCUGAUUUGGAUCGCAAGAUCAAGAACUUCAAUGUGGGUCCCAAUCCGUACACGUGGUUCACGAUGGAAGCGCUCGAGGACACCUGGCGCAAUCUGCAGAAGAUUAUCGAAGAGCGUGACGCUGAGCUGGCCAAGGAAGUCCACCGCCAGGAAGAGAAUGACAAGCUCCGUAAGGAGUUUGCCAAGCAUGCCAAUCUGUUCCACCAGUGGCUGACCGAGACCAGAUACAGCAUUCUAGGCUGGGAUAAGAAUGGAACUUCCCUCAUGGAUGGUUCCGGCUCGUUGGAAGAGCAAUUCGAAGCGCUCUGCCACAAGGCUAAUGAAAUUCGCGCUCGUCGUGGCGACCUGAAGAAGAUUGAGGAGCUAGGAGCUACGCUGGAGGAACACCUCAUCCUGGACAAUCGUUACACGGAACAUUCAACCGUAGGCCUCGCCCAGCAAUGGGAUCAGCUCGACCAGCUUGCCAUGCGUAUGCAGCACAAUCUAAAGCAACAGAUCCAAGCCCGCAAUCAAUCUGGAGUCUCGGAAGAUUCACUCAAGGAAUUCUCGAUGAUGUUCAAGCACUUCGACAAGGACAAGAGUGGAAAACUGAACCACCAAGAAUUCAAGUCCUGCCUCCGCGCCCUGGGUUACGAUCUACCGAUGGUGGAAGAGGGACAACCCGACCCGGAGUUCGAGGAGAUUGUGAACGUGGUCGAUCCGAACCGCGAUGGACACGUUUCCCUGCAGGAGUACAUUGCCUUCAUGAUCUCCAAGGAAACGGAGAACGUCCAGAGCUACGAGGAGAUCGAGAAUGCCUUCCGCGCCAUUACCGCCUCCGACCGUCCAUACGUCACCAAGGAUGAACUCUACUCAAACCUCACCAAGGACAUGGCGGACUACUGCGUCCAGAGGAUGAAACCGUUCAACGACACGAAGACGGGCCACCCCAUCACCGGCGCCCUGGACUAUGUGGAAUUUACGCGAACUUUGUUCCAGAACUAAUCCUAUUUCUAACGAAAACAUAUUAACUUUUCAGCUAAUAAAGAAAGUAUGUUCGUAUUCGUAUUAAGCGCAAAAGAAAACAAAUCCAGUUGGCUUAUUCUAUUGAUUUUAUUUUAUCCUACGAAUCACUGCGGUUUAGAAAAUAAACUAUUUAUGAGAGCACGUUUUCACAUACCUCCGCUAAUCAAUUUAUAAAUGCUUUUGAUGUUGAAAAAAAAAAUACAAUGAACGUUAAAUUUCUAGUUGAUAAGAAGCACAAACGUUUAAGGAUAUAAAUUUCUUCCGCUUUGCGAUCCGGGAUAAUGUUCUGAUCAAUUUCUAAAUCGAAGGAAAUUGGCUUUGAAUAUCGACAUUUGAUGAAGGAAAGAAAUCUGCAAUGAGAACGAUCGACAUAAAAAUAUCGAACCAGUUAGAAGCGACCAUGAUAUUUAGAGAAAAAAAAACAAUGUUAUAAUCACUACACAUAGUUUGAAUGUCACAGAACAGAAAAAGCAUUUAGAUUGAUGGGCAACAUUUUAGAUGUGGCUAUCCAUAUGGCGGCUUACUUGUUUCAGAAAACAACAAAUAUUUAUGAACUAUAAUAAUAUAUAAUAUGAAUUUCCUUCUAUUUAUUCGGAAAUAAAAAUAUACAUUUGCAUGAAUCGAA